AUGGAAACGGCAUAGAAUGUCAUUCCUAAAAAUCUAACUACUUAUUUCAACACAGUUAUAGGUGCUUUAAACAUUUUCUAAACAAUGUCUAACAAGUUUUAUCCUGAAUAUAUGGAUGUGAAUAAUGCAAAAAAUUUUUAAAUUGAUGACCCAACAGUUUACUCAUCAAUAUAUUAAGGCAAUCCUUAAUUAGAAAAUAAUAAGAGAAAAUCUAGAAAUUUAAAGUAUGUGGAUUCAUUAUAUUAAACAAUUUUAGAAUAGAACAUUACAAACUCGUAAAUUAAUUUUUAGAUAAAUACAAUUUUGAUAAACAAUUCAAUUCAGAAAUAAUAGGACAACAUUUUUUUAAAGAAGCUAUUGGAUGUUGCUAUAUUGACUUAUAAGAAAUAAUAAAUGAUAAAACUGGAUUAUUUUAUCAAUAGACAGGAAUUUUAGAUAAGACAAAAUGGCUUAAUUAGGCAAUAGAUGAAGUAUCAUUAAUCCUACUUGAAUAUUUUAAAGGUUAAUUCAAAAAGGAAUAGAUUUUUGAUGAAUACAUUGUUUCAUUUGCUGAAAUCUAAAAUUUUGUAUAUAAAAAAGUGAUUAAAAGAGCAAAAUCAACAUAAAAAGAUACUUAUAUUAAAUUAAAACAAAAAAUAAAGUAAUAUUUUAAAGAAUUACAUGAUACAGAUAUCUAAUUUGAAACUAUAUGUAAUUAAAUUAAAUUGAAAAUUAUUGAUCUUUUGGAUGCUAAGACUUUAAUAGAGAAGCAAUAUAAAAUUCAAAUGGAUAGUUUUUAAGAUUACAUUUCAUAAAACUAUGGAUUUAAUCUAACAAAUGCAAUAAUGUAUAAAUUUAUUCAUAUUUUAGAUAUAAAUAUUGUUAAAAAUUAAAAAGAAAUUAUGUAUCAAAAGCAUAAGAAAGUUUUACACCUUAUUUAAAUUUUGAUUUUUAAGAUAAGUAUAAAGAUUAUUUAGCUCUAAUAGAGUUUUAUUUAAUUCAAUAUUUUCAUAAUAAAUAAUUUGUUGAAGGUAUUACAAAAUAAGAUCUCAAUUCUAAUUUAUAAUAUUUAAUAUACUCUAUUGAAUGGAUUUAAUCUAGUGUUGAAGCUGAUGAAGCACUUAUCCUUUUGGAUUCAUUAUCAAAUUAUAAUUCUAAUAUAAGUUAAUCAAAAAGUCAAAUAUUUUGGAAUUAGUAAUUUUCAGUAAAUGUUCUUGCUAAUUUUAAAAACCAUAAUAAAUAAAGAUGUGAAAAAGCAGUAUAAUGGUGGUUUGAUUAAGUAGAUGAAUAAACAAAUAUACAAGUCAUUUGUUAAAUUUAUCUUAUUUUAGCAGGAAUAAAAUUUUAAGAUGAUAAAUUAAUUUUUGGAGAUUAUGAACCUUCAAAAAGAAAUGCCUUUUCAUUAAUAUUAAGAUAAUUAAAUAAUGGAAAAUUUUAAUAUUUAAAUAAUUCUUUGAUGAAAUUAUGUGAAUAAGUGACUCAUAAAAUCUAAUUUCAAAUUAUAAAUGAAAUUGAAAAUAGAUUAAAAAAUAAUACAUAAGAUUAAUUAGAUAAUGUUAUGUAACUACCUUUUUAGAUUGAAUUAGCUAGUAUAUAAGUUUUUGUAUUUUUAUAUGGUAGAGGUUAAAAUUAACUCUAAAUUAAUUUGGAAUUUUAUAAAAAAUAUGAAUGUUUAAAAAUGAUUGUUUAACCAGAGAAUGCAAAUAAUUUAACAGCAAUUAAAGAUUAGCAAUUUUCUUAGUUUUAAAAACAAUUUGAAGAAAUCAAAUUAAAACUAAUAGAAAAUUAAAAAAAGAAAAUGUAAUCUAAUGAGCUUCCUAGUUCUUUGACAUUUCCAUCAUAAAUUUAUUUUUAAUUACUUUCAAAUUAAGAUCAUAACUCAAAUGUAAUAACAUUAUGCAUCUCAGGAUUUUUGAGUGGAGAUGAGGAUAAAUAAUCUUAAUGGGGUGAAUUAUUGCAUUCAUGUUCUGGUACAGUUAUUGGAUUACAUUGGAAUUGCAGUGAAACUAAAGAAUUUUUUACUACAGUAACAUAAAGUUUGGCCUAAAAUUUAAUACCUCAAAUAUUAAGUAAAGUUAAUUUUUUUGGAGUAGCAAUGAGUGCAGUAUAAUUAAUAACAUAAAAUCCAUAUGAGAAGGCUCACAAGGAAGCUGAGAGAGUUGGAAAAUAUUUAGCAUAUUUAAUUUCUGAUUAUUAAUUAUUUGGAAAUAGAUAAAUUAAUAUUAUUUGUCAUUCAUUAGGUAGUGUAAUUGUUUUAGAAUGCAUAAAAGAAUUAGAUAAAAUAUUUGAAAAAUAAAAAAAAUAAUUUAUAAAUGAAGUAAUGAUUAUGGGAGGAGUAGCUGAUGUUUACAAACUAUAGAAGAGAAGAUGGAAUGCUGUAGCUGGAAAAAUUUAUAAUAUUUAUUCUAAAAAGGAUUUAAUCUUAAAUUAUGUAUUAACAGUUGCAAAACUCUUUGAUUCUCCUUGUGGUAUAUAUAUAGAUUUAGUAUAAUUUUAGGAUUAAAGCCUAUAUAUUUAGGAUAUAAGUAAGUUAUAAAUUGUGAUUUCACAGAAAUUGUUAAUGGACACUCUGAUUAUUGGAAUAAGAUGAUGAAAUUACUUAUGCAUUCUGAUUUCAAUAAUGACUUUAAGUUCAUGACUAGUUCAAUAAAGGAAAUAUUUUGA
Paramecium primaurelia is the source of this 2643-nucleotide messenger RNA. The record is from the annotation of a GenBank genome assembly. Lineage: Eukaryota; Ciliophora; Oligohymenophorea; Peniculida; Parameciidae.